AUGUCUUUCCGAGCUCCUCUUCGUCGCAUCGCCCUUGCCAGGCCCGCUGCUAUGGCUGCCCGCGGCUUCCACUCCACCCCUCGAGCUUCUGUCCGCGUCGGCCAGGAGAUUCCCAGCCUCGAUGUGCUGCUCGAGGACUCUCCCGGAAACAAAGUCAACCUUGCUGAGGAGUUUGAGUCGGCUAAUGGAUACAUCAUCGGUGUCCCUGCGGCCUUCUCCGGGACGUGCUCCAGCAAGCACAUCCCCUCAUACAUCAACCACCCCAAGCUCAAGGAAGCUGGUCAGGUCUUUGUUGUGUCUGUCAACGAUCCCUUUGUCAUGAAGGCAUGGAGUGAGCAGCUCGACCCCGCCAAGCAGACCGGAAUUCGAUUCCUCGGCGACCCCACUGGUGAGUUCACGAAGGCCUUGGAUCUCGGCUUUGAAGCGUACGCCGUCUUCGGUGGCAUGCGAGGAAAGCGGUACGCUCUCAAGGUGGAGAACGGCAAAGUUAGCAAGGCAUAUGUCGAACCUGACAACACUGGAAGCGCCGUGUCCAUGGCCGAACAGGUGCUUGAUUAG
Fusarium sp. VM40 is the source of this 558-nucleotide messenger RNA. The record is from the annotation of a GenBank genome assembly. NCBI's taxonomy places the organism in Eukaryota, Fungi, Ascomycota, Sordariomycetes, Hypocreales, Nectriaceae.